Messenger RNA from Lactuca virosa, 273 nucleotides. The record is from the annotation of a GenBank genome assembly. NCBI's taxonomy places the organism in Eukaryota, Viridiplantae, Streptophyta, Magnoliopsida, Asterales, Asteraceae.
ACUCCGGUUGGGAAAUUAGGCUUAAACUUAGUGCCAUCUGCUGCCCAGUUGAGAUCCUUACGAAAAGGAUCAAAUGACCAACUUGCCAUUACCAUUGAUUCGCAAUCUGAACGAUUGCUUAAUAAUAAAUCCAGAACUUUUGAAGAUAAAGGUCGCAUAUUCAAGCCACUUGAACACAAACCUGCUGAUGGUGGUUCUAAUCUUCCAUCAGCACAAAAAGACAUUGUAGCUGCUAGGAAGAGGGUUACUAAAUGUUUUGCUUACACCAGAUGA